This is a messenger RNA of Neurospora tetrasperma FGSC 2508, 1647 nucleotides long. RefSeq lists its product as uncharacterized. Bases 1 to 1647 code for a protein of 548 amino acids. The transcript has a single exon. The record is from RefSeq and is a predicted model, not a curated record. Lineage: Eukaryota; Fungi; Ascomycota; Sordariomycetes; Sordariales; Sordariaceae.
AUGUCGACUCCGCAAGCUACUGGGGAGCCAAUGGGUGCGCUGGUGCAGAGCAUCGCGAACCUUGUCAACACCACGGACGCACUGGCAGAGAUUAUCUCUCGCGUUACCAACAACGUCUCGGAAACUUCUCAAGCUGAUGAAGCUUUCACCGUCGCCUUGGUCUAUCUUGAAAAUGUCAGAGGGCAGUUCCUCAACCUCGUCGCAAGCGCACAAGAGGCUGCCAGCUUGAAUCAAGCGACCAAGCUGCAAAUUCAACAGGCGACCAACCAGUUGGAGCAGUCGCGGAAGAAAUUCAAGGACCAGCUGGAGCUGGACUCAAAGGAAAUUGCGGAGCAUAUCAAGAAGCAGUUGAUGCUAACCACAAAAGAAAUGGCGGAAGACUCAAAGAAGAUGGCAGAAAAUGCCAACAGGGCGAUCAUGGAUUCUUCAGGUGCCAUGGCUGAUCAGAUCUACAACCUGGAGUACACUGUCGACGGGUUGGAUCAAUGCAAUGAUGAGGUGCUCACCCAGUCAAAGGAAGUGAAACAGACUUUGGAUCAGACAAAGGAGGCCUUGGUCCAGGCAAAGGAGGUAACGGUACUGACAAUGGAGGAACUCAAGCUCGCCGCAGAAGACAUGAAGCGUGAGCGACUGCUUUUCAAGGACCAGCAUGACCGUCUUGAGCAGAGGAUCAAGGAGAUGCAUCAAUUCCUGGAGGGUAAAGACGCCGAGAGCAAGGGCCUCAAGGCGCUUUACACCAAGCUGAGCUCACACGCAAUUCGCAGUGUCCAAAACGCCACCAACUUCCGCGACGCGCAGUACAAGUUCCUCGUCGAUGGGUUCGCUAGAUUCGAGCAGAAGAUCGCCUUCAUUACUCACCACAUCGGCGGCAGCAACAGCCCGAGCUCCGGCAAAGUCUCAAAUGCCGUCACCACUAACGAUGUAUCCAAGGUUGACAAGGCCAGCAAGAGCCCCAGGACCAACAUGAUGGAGUACAAGAUCACCGAGCUGCAAAAGACUAUCAGAGACCUCGAGUAUGAGCGCGACGUCCUCGCCGGCUCCAAGAAGCUUCUCGAGCUUCGCCUUGCCAAAUUCGAGAAGGAAGCACUCGCUCCCUCCCCGACCGCACCCGUGCAACCCGUCGUCCCGGAUACUCCCUGCCCGACCCUCAAAUCCACCAAAUCCAAGCGCAGCCUCACCGAGGCCGGCGAACUUCUGGCCCAGCUGACCCUCUCGGGCUCAGAGACCACCACCACCACCGCCGUCGCCAGCGCCCGCCCCUCCGUCGAGAGCCUCAUCCAGCCCGACCUAUGGGAACGCCUCAUUUCUCCUGCUCUUCUCUCCGACGAAAUCAAGCGUCGCCUGCGGUUGAUCAAACCGCAAGUAACCGGCGGUCUGCGUCUCGAGACGCUGUUCCUCCGCGUGGUCACCAUCGCCGUCCACGAUCAAGCUUGGGAGAACUUUGGCUCCUUUUUGAAGGAGGGCACUAUUUCGCAGUGGUACUGUAUCGAUGGCCUGGUGAAGAAUGGUUGGCGUGGCUCGGUGAUUUUGGUGGACCACAAGUGCGAUGGCCGCAAGGGAGAAGAGGGGAAGGGUGGCGAGUGCCUGAGGGUUAUGCGCACCCAGUUGGAUUACGGAAAGGUUAAUUUUAGGCAAAGGAACUUUUAA